UUUAGUUUUCCAUUCACUGCAAAGCGCAUUGCAACUACAAUAAAUAAUAAUACAAAGUGCAGCGAGUGUUAUUGAAAAUUGUGCUUCUAAUAAAAUAUUGUAAAAACUAAUCAAAAGUAAUAGCGCAGAGCAAAUAGAAAUACCGCUUGCAUAUGUAUGUGUAUGUGUGUAUAAACAUUAGAAAUGUCAAUUGAAUUCAAUGAAGAUGAGCUGGUGCCGCCUGAAUGGUUGGACAAUACGUUCUUUCAGAAGGUCGUGCGAAAUAUAGAGGAGUGCAAUGGCGUGCCAAAGAUCUAUGACCUACUUAUUAGACCCGCUACCCAGAAGGGAGAUCACUAUGCAAGUGUCAUGUUUCGCGCCCACUUCAAGUAUACGUGCAACAACAGCAAAGUCAAAGAGCAAAUAGUCGUAAUAAAAACUGUGCCGGCGCAGCACUCGGCGAAGUACCAGCACCUUAACGAUUCACAUUUCUUCGCCAACGAGGCACUUAUCUACAGCGAGGUGAUACCCCAAUUCGAGGCUAUUUGGCGGCAUUAUGGCGAAAAUAUCAAGUUCGGUGGACGUGCCCUUUACAGCGCACUUCAGCCACAUCCCGUCAUCUUGCGCGACCGUCUGUUCAGCUUCGCCGAAGUCAAGGCAUGUUUGCACAAGUUGGCCUGCUGGCAUGCUGUCAGCCAUAAAGUGACACUGCAACAACGAGAUGUCAGCCGCACACCUGCCCCAACCGAAGUAGAGCAGUGUGAGCGCGCUGCCCGGGCAGCGGUGGUGUCGCUGCAAUAUGGCCUCUUCACCGCAACGAAUCUAAUGAAUUCGGCAUACAUGCACAAUGGCCUGCGAAACAUGAUUGCGGCUCUUGAGCAGGCAGGUGGAUUUGAAGUUUAUUUAACCAAAUUGCGGGCUAUGCAGCCGCAGGUACUGGAGCGUUGCCUGGAAAUGAACAAUGCAUACGGUGUGGGUGUUCGAAAUUACAAAGAAAAGUAUAACUUGCAUUUGCAGAUCGACUUCCAAGCAAGCUUUUUGGGUCCUUCCUGCUGUGAUUUGCAAUACUUGAGUAUCACUCUGUUCGAACGGCGUCUGCGUGAUGAGAAGCGUGAAGAGCUUUUUAGCUUUUACUUUCAGUGCUUUGUGGAAGGUUUACGAAAAUUGCAAUUCUCUGGUAAUAUACCCACCUUCGAGGACUUUAAAGCAGACUGCAAGCGAUGGCGGCAUUUUGAAAUUUAUCUGCUGGCUACUAACCUACCAUUGACCACUAUCGAUCCCCGGAAAGGCAGUGAUGUGGACAUAAACCGGAUAUUUAAUGAGGAGAAAUAUCGCAUCGCCUACUAUAAGAAUCCCGAUUACAUUGCCUAUUUGCGUGAAUUAUUGCCAAACUACUUGGCUGAAGGCUACUUGGAUUGAUUGAAACAUAUACGAGUUUUAGCCAAAAGAUUAUAUUAAUUAUCAAUUUUUUU
Messenger RNA from Anastrepha obliqua, 1451 nucleotides. RefSeq lists its product as uncharacterized. The transcript is spliced from 5 exons. Lineage: Eukaryota; Metazoa; Arthropoda; Insecta; Diptera; Tephritidae. The record is from RefSeq and is a predicted model, not a curated record. Bases 184 to 1398 code for a protein of 404 amino acids.